UUGAGAAUUUGAAAAUUGGUGAAGCUUUGGUUAAAUUAAUUUCUCUUAAUUGUUUGAAUCUUUUUUUCUUUUCUUUUUCCAAAUUAAAUUGAUUUUCUUAAUAAUCUUGUGUAUUGUGUAUUUGGUCUGUUAAGUGAUGGCAUCAAGUAGUAGAGCGAAACAAGAAUUGCCGGAAGAUUUGUCUCAUGUUGAAUUUGAGACAAGUGAAGAUGUUGAAGUGAUACCAACAUUUGAUGGAAUGGGUUUAAGGCAAGAUUUACUUCGGGGUAUUUAUGCCUAUGGUUUUGAGAAACCUUCAGCUAUCCAACAAAGAGCAAUUAAGCCGAUAAUUAAAGGACGAGAUGUUAUCAGUCAAGCUCAAUCUGGUACUGGUAAAACUGCUACAUUUUCCAUUGGUAUUUUACAAACAAUUGACACACAAAUUCGAGAGACUCAGGUUUUAAUUCUUAGUCCAACCAGAGAAUUAGCAGUUCAAAUUCAAAAGGUAAUUCUUGCUCUUGGUGAUUAUAUGAAUGUCCAGUGUCAUGCAUGUAUUGGUGGUACAAAUCUUGGUGAAGAUAUUAGAAAAUUAGAUUAUGGUCAACAUGUGGUCUCUGGUACUCCUGGACGUGUUUUUGAUAUGAUUAAAAGGAGAAAUCUUCGUACAAGAUCAAUUAAGAUGUUGGUUCUUGAUGAGGCCGAUGAAAUGUUGAAUAAAGGUUUCAAAGAGCAAAUUUAUGAUGCUUAUCGGUACCUUCCACCCUUCACUCAAGUUGUUCUUGUCUCUGCUACAUUACCUCAUGAGAUCUUGGAGAUGACCAGUAAAUUUAUGACCGAUCCAAUUCGUAUUUUGGUUAAACGUGAUGAACUUACCUUGGAAGGAAUCAAACAAUUUUUCGUAGCCGUAGAAAGAGAGGAAUGGAAAUUUGAUACAUUGUGCGAUCUUUAUGAUACAUUAACCAUCACCCAGGCUGUAAUUUUCUGUAACACAAAACGAAAGGUUGAUUGGUUGACCGAAAAGAUGAGAGAAGCAAAUUUUACCGUCUCAGCGAUGCACGGGGAUAUGCCACAAAAGGAAAGAGAUGCCAUCAUGAAAGAAUUCCGUUCUGGUCAAACUCGUGUUCUAAUUACAACCGAUGUUUGGGCUCGUGGUAUUGAUGUACAACAAGUUUCUCUUGUUAUCAAUUACGAUUUACCAAAUAAUCGUGAACUUUACAUUCACAGAAUCGGCCGAUCAGGAAGAUUUGGAAGAAAAGGUGUCGCUAUAAACUUUGUAAAGACCGAUGAUAUUAGAAUAUUGAGAGACAUCGAACAAUAUUACAGUACACAAAUCGACGAAAUGCCAAUGAAUGUAGCUGAUUUGAUCUAAUCAUCUAAUUGAUCAAUCCAAUCACACGAUUGAUAUUUGAUAUUGUUUACUUUUAACAAGAGUUCAAUUUGUUUCAAUUGUUCAAUCCUCAUUUUCAACUCAAACCCCAAUAAACACA
This is a messenger RNA of Panonychus citri (citrus red mite), 1466 nucleotides long. Its product is annotated as eukaryotic initiation factor 4A-III. Bases 137 to 1348 code for a protein of 403 amino acids. Lineage: Eukaryota; Metazoa; Arthropoda; Arachnida; Trombidiformes; Tetranychidae. The record is from RefSeq and is a predicted model, not a curated record. Gene Ontology annotation, cellular component: nucleolus; catalytic step 2 spliceosome. The transcript has a single exon. Gene Ontology annotation, molecular function: ATP binding; mRNA binding; RNA helicase activity.